Protopterus annectens (West African lungfish) is the source of this 3174-nucleotide messenger RNA. RefSeq names its product cytohesin 3 (gene CYTH3). The record is from RefSeq and is a predicted model, not a curated record. Gene Ontology annotation, molecular function: guanyl-nucleotide exchange factor activity. Gene Ontology annotation, biological process: regulation of ARF protein signal transduction. The coding region runs from base 16 to 1185 and encodes 389 amino acids. The transcript has 13 exons. NCBI's taxonomy places the organism in Eukaryota, Metazoa, Chordata, Ceratodontiformes, Protopteridae.
GGAACUCAACGAGUAAUGGUGCCUGAUGAUUUGUCUGUGGAGGAACAAGAUGAGCUCUUAAAUAUUCGUCGCCGAAAAAAGGAACUGAUUGAUGACAUUGAGAGACUGAAAUUUGAAAUUGCUGAAGUCAUGACUGAAAUAGAAAAUCUAACGUGUGUAGAAGAGAGCAAAACCUCACAAAGAAAUAAGCAAAUUGCAAUGGGGAGAAAAAAGUUCAACAUGGAUCCUAAAAAGGGCAUCCAGUUUCUCAUAGAAAAUGACCUCCUUCAGAACACAGCAGAAGACAUUGCCCAGUUUCUUUAUAAAGGCGAGGGACUUAAUAAAACUGUAAUAGGUGACUAUUUGGGUGAAAGAGAUGACUUCAACAUUAAAGUUCUUCAGGCUUUUGUUGAACUUCACGAGUUUGCAGAUCUUAAUCUGGUCCAAGCAUUAAGACAGUUUCUGUGGAGCUUCAGGUUGCCAGGAGAAGCGCAAAAAAUCGAUCGAAUGAUGGAAGCUUUUGCUUCACGUUACUGUCAAUGUAAUCCGGAUGUCUUCCAGUCCACAGAUACAUGCUACGUGUUGUCUUUUGCAAUUAUUAUGUUGAAUACCAGUUUGCACAAUCCAAACGUAAGGGAUAAACCUACAGCGGAGAGGUUUAUAUCUAUGAAUCGUGGUAUCAAUGAAGGCGGAGACCUCCCAGAAGAGUUGCUCAGGAACUUGUAUGAAAGUAUUAAAAACGAGCCAUUUAAAAUUCCAGAAGAUGAUGGAAAUGACUUGACGCACACGUUUUUUAAUCCAGAUCGAGAAGGUUGGCUGUUGAAAUUAGGUGGACGAGUAAAAACGUGGAAACGAAGGUGGUUCAUUCUCACAGACAAUUGCCUUUACUACUUUGAAUAUACUACCGAUAAAGAACCUAGGGGUAUAAUUCCUUUGGAAAAUCUCAGCAUACGAGAAGUUGAAGACCAGCGCAAACCUAAUUGCUUUGAGCUUUACAACCCUAACCAUAAAGGGCAAGUUAUCAAAGCCUGUAAAACUGAAGCUGAUGGCAGAGUAGUGGAAGGAAACCAUGUUGUAUAUAGAAUAUCUGCCCCUACGCCUGAAGAAAAGGAAGAGUGGAUUAAGUCCAUCAAAGCUAGCAUCAGCAGGGAUCCAUUUUAUGACAUGCUGGCCACCAGGAAAAGGAGAAUUGCAAAUAAAAAGUAAACAAGUGCACCACACAAAGCAGCUUAAGUUAUUCCAUUGUUGUAGAGCACCCAGCAAGACUGUAAAUGCUGAACUACAUGAAAAGAUGACAGAAUGUGGCAUUGAAGAGGCAGUACUACAGUGGUUUGGUUACAUGUAAUCGUUCCAGCCAGGAAAUAAUGAGAAAGUAGAAAAUUCUUAACUCUGCGAUAGUAAAAUGUACACCCUUGCUUGUAACUGUGUCCUUUGAAGAGAAGUAUUUUCGAUGACUGUAUAAUUGGGUGCAUUGGUGGAUAAUGUUUGAGAAUGGAUCACUUUGACAUUUUAAAUUUUUAUAAGAAAGCGUUAUUCAUUUACAGUUACAAACUCUUCCAAAGAUUUGGUUAGUAGACGGUGCCGUGUGCUGUGGAUUGACAGUUGAUUUCCUAGUUGGUGUUGGUAUGUGCUUUCGAAAUGUUUUUAAUGAAGUAUGUCUUAACCUGGAGGAAAAGCAAGGUAACACUGAAGUAUAGCAUCUGCCAGCCAAAUUUGGAGGGUGGCAGAAAGGCAGGCAUGGCCAGUAACAGAAGAAGAAGAAAGAUGAUUAAAAAUUUAAACUUGGCAGUGGAUUGGAAUCACAGUUGACUCUGUCCAGUCAGUAUAAAGGACUUGGGGACAGGAAAAGAUGUAAAACAAAUGUUUAUGUAACUUUUAAAUGUGUAACAAUGUAUUAAGAAUUCCUGUUUCAAGCAAAUCAAACUAAUAUUAAUGAGGCAGCUAUAAUGGUUUAUUGUUUUUAAAUGGAAAGGGCUUUUUUUCAGUUUCUUCCAGAGGAACCAUCUUCCUCAUGUAUUUAGUUUAAGUAAAUGUAUGCUGUUUAAAUAGCAAUACAGUUUACUUAGAACAACAAAGGAUGAAUAUUUGUUUCAGCUCUAGAAAGAAACUGUUCUUAUUCAUGAAAACAGUCUGAUGUCUCUUAAGUAAAACCCGUAUAAACAUCAGUUCAGUGAUUACAGGCUGUCCCUCUCUUUGUGACUUGAAGACGUAAGUGUGAAGGACUAGGUUUAUAUUUACAAUACCAGUAUAUAUGCAGUGAUUUUCUACAAACAUACAUUUCAACAUUUUCAUAAUACUUCUGUAUUGACACCCCAGUGGUUACACAGUAUUACUGCAUUUAGGAGGAACCAUGUAGCAUCCUUCUAAAUGUAAAGGUCGGAUUUGAGUCUGACAUAAAAAUAGGCAAACCGCCUAGAGUCAGCUGGUCUGAAUCAUGGGUGCAUAAUGUAGAAUAAUUCUCGACACAAGUUUCUUUUUAUGGUUAAGAAAAAAAAGCAGUAAUUGGCCAAAUGUUCAGACCAAUAUUGUUGUAAAAUGGUACACACGUUUCUUAUCAAAUACCUUUGUUAGGAAUAUGUCAUAUAUAUAGUGUUACAUAUCUUAUUUAUUACAUGUAACAGUCUCCAAGAUUAAGGAGUUGCUUAUUGCCAAAACAUUGGUCUCAAGUAGACCACAAGCUAUGAUAAAAUAUUCCUUUUUUGACAUUAUUGUAUUUAUUUUCUUAAAGCAGAAAUACUAAUUGAUAAAUAUACAAAAUUUAUGUAAAUUAUGUACAGUUUUAUGUUACCAUUUUGUUUUUGCUUACACUUUGAACAUUAAUUUGUUGCAGAUUUGUGUUUUUGUGAGACUGAACAUUUGGCAUACCUCUAAUUGGCGCACUACAGAGUAUGUGCAGCACUUAACUUCCAUUUUUGUACGCAUUAAGUUGUUUACUGACUAUGUAUAGUUUUACUUCAGUAUCUGUUUUCAGUCAGUGCCUCUGAAGAGUAAGGUAGUGCUUUCAUGAUGAAUGUCAGAGAAGAGUAUCUCACCUAAUCAGCAGACAUGAAAAAUAUGGUUAUUCAGAAAGUUUCAAGAUUCAUAGUAUGCACAAAAUGCACACAUUGUUUAAGUAUCAUAUCAUGUACAACAUGAGCAUUACUUCUGCAUGUUACAAAAGAAAAUAAAUUCCAGUGGUAGGACUGGAAAAAAUGA